ACGACGAUCGGCGGUGGAAGGUUUUCGUUUGAUUUGGAGUGGAAACUUACAUAUGUCGGAUCAGCAGAAGACGAGACUUAUGACGAACUCCUUGAAAGUGUCCUUGUUGGUCCAGUCAACGUUGGGAAUUAUCGCUUCAUUUUCCAGGCAGAUCCCCCAGAUCCAACCAAGAUCCGCGAAGAAGACAUAAUUGGUGUCACUGUGCUACUGUUGACUUGCUCUUAUGUGGGGCAGGAAUUCAUCAGAGUAGGCUACUAUGUGAACAAUGACUAUGACGACGAUCAACUUCGGGAGGAACAACCUCCACGGAUUUUACUUGACAGAGUCCAACGGAACAUCUUGGCUGACAAGCCUCGUGUGACAAAAUUCCCCAUUAACUUUCAUCCCGACCCGAGUGAAAAUGGAGGGCAGCAACAACAGCCAACUACUACCUCACCUGAAAACCAGGCCGUAGAUGAUCCAAGGCUAUGGCCGACACACGAUGAUCUCUGUGACCAUGAUCAAGGCAAUCAAAACCCUCAAUUCUUGUUACAGCAGAGGCUGAGCCAGGAGCAGCAGCAAAAAUCACUGGAGGUGUUGGAGGAUGUGGAAGCGGCAUAUGGCCAUGGAAAUAGGAAUCGUGUGCCAAUGGGUUUGAGACCCGCGGCGGCGGAGAUCCAAAGAAGAAGGGCGGCGACGGAGAUGAUGCGACUUCGUUAGAUUUCCCAUCCUGUUAAUUCAGUGGCACCAGUUACCAUCUUGAUCAUGAAAAGUUUACGAGCUAAGUCACAAAACAAUUCUUUAACCUUGGAAAGAGAAGUGAAGCUCCAUGCCGGGCUGCACCACCGCGGCUUGGUGCACACCACCUUAAUCCUCCGGCCAUCCGACACUGCGGUUGCAUCCAUUUCUUCUCCUCCUUUUGAGGUCAAGAAUCAAGAAGAUGAUGGCCUCUGCUUUGAAUGCAGGAAGAGACGAUGAGAUUGAAAUGGAAUUUAUAGGGAUAAUGUUGUUUGUGCAGGUCUCAAGUUGGUCUGAUCUUAGUGUAGUUGAAGACAGCUGUAUUUGUUCACCUCUUUUCGGUAUUCCUAAGUUCUUUAAUAUGCA
Messenger RNA from Zingiber officinale, 1083 nucleotides. RefSeq names its product probable histone chaperone ASF1A. Gene Ontology annotation, biological process: DNA replication-dependent chromatin assembly. Lineage: Eukaryota; Viridiplantae; Streptophyta; Magnoliopsida; Zingiberales; Zingiberaceae. The annotation marks the transcript as partial. The transcript has 4 exons. Gene Ontology annotation, molecular function: histone binding. Gene Ontology annotation, cellular component: nucleus. The record is from RefSeq and is a predicted model, not a curated record.